This is a messenger RNA of Alosa alosa (allis shad), 1634 nucleotides long. RefSeq names its product ribonuclease inhibitor-like. Bases 883 to 1461 code for a protein of 192 amino acids. Gene Ontology annotation, molecular function: protein binding. NCBI's taxonomy places the organism in Eukaryota, Metazoa, Chordata, Actinopteri, Clupeiformes, Clupeidae. The record is from RefSeq and is a predicted model, not a curated record. The transcript is spliced from 4 exons.
UUGUGGACGGCCACCAAGCGUCUUCUGCCCCACGGCUGCGCGCGCAUCUAGUUUUGUUGGUAAACGGGAAACCCGUGGGGUUUGGGUGACGUCGCACUCGCAGUCGCUGCCUAGCAACCGGGACAGUUGGAAAACAGAGAAGACAUGAAGCUACACGGUUUUGACAGUGGGAUGAAAAAGUUACUAAAAAGGCUACAAGCUGUCAUAACAGUUCAGUCUACUGUAGUAAAGUUAGGUCGUACAGUCACUGAGGUCGAUAGUCACGUAUUAUUUUCAGUAUGAGUCUGUUGAGUCGACAUUGCGGAGGUUAGCAGUAGUAGCUGGAUGUGGCAGUUGUUUGAGGGAAGACGUUAACGUUAGUCAUUUGGUGACUGAAGCGGUAAGUGCUAGUGCUAACUAGAUCAGCAAGAGAGUAUUAACACAUUCCGGUACAAACGUCUUGGGAGCUGUUUACUGUUGAUCGGGAAGGACAGAGAAGAGGGAGUGUCUGCCAUAGUGAGACUAAGUUAACGUUAACGUUACAACUUGGUGGACGUUGGAAAAGCCUCGAGUGGAAACCGUUAGCCUGGAAGCUCAUCGCACGCGCAGCCAACCUUCCCAACUCCACAGCGAUUGUCAGGGCAACGGUCGCCUCGCGUCUUCCCUGCCCACCAGUGACCAGUCUCCGCUGCUGGCCCUGCUAAGUGUGUGUUGUGUUUGUGUGUCGCCUAAAAGGUACUGUAGCUUACGGUUUGUUUUACACAUGAUUAGCGACCUAGUGGAACAGACUAUACCUACCAAGUAGACUAGUUAACACGGAGGAUUUUUCUUGAAAGACACUCGUUUGAACGGCCAUCACGAUCGGAAAGUCUGUUUGUCUCCAUGGACUGAACUAAUACAUUGAUGGACUUUUGUCACAGCAAAGGACUCAGCAAGUGUGGUGUGUCAGAUGAAGGUUAUGUUUGUCUGGCUCUGGCUCUAAUGAUAAACCCCUCCUGUGUGAAGGAGCUGUACGUGAACAACAAUCAUUCUGGAGGAUCAGCACAGAAGCUGUUAUCUGCUACACUGAAGGAUCCUCACCGCAAAGUUGAAACACUUCAAUUUGCUGACUGUAAACUCACAGAUAAAUCCUGUGAGAUUGUUGCUUCAGUUCUACAAUCAGCAAACUCCCUACUACAGCUGGACUUGAGUGACAAUGACCUGGGGGAUUCUGGAGUUCAGCUUCUCUCAAAAGGACUGUCCAGUUUUAACUGCAAAAUACACACAUUAAGGCUCUCUGAUUGUCUCAUCUCAGAGAAGGGUUGUGGUUUUCUUGCUUCAGCUCUGUCUUCAAACCCCUCCCAUUUAAAACUGCUUGAUCUCAGCUACAAUUAUCCUGGAGAAUCAGGACUGAAGUUGUUAUCUGCUAGACUGGAGGAUCCUGUCUGUAAACUGGAGAUACUGAAGUAUGUUCAGAAAGAACCCCCAUUGUUGCACAUUUAAACAUUCAGCACGUUUUCAUGCCAGGAAUAAACCGUUUUGAAUCAGUCUAUUGCCCAAAUUCUGUUUAUGUCAAUAUUCCGUUUAACCUGUUUACAAGCAAGUAGAAUGUCACAUUUUGAGCAUAUUGCUGAUUACAUAGCAAUCGACAUUAUUCCAAAUAAGUCAGUGACGCA